GCAGGGCUGCACCAGACCCACCUGGUCACACCAUAAAGUUCACAGCUGCUUGGACACCCGUAUCUCUGUUUUUCUCAUUGGCACAGCCACCCUGGUGAUUCUCAUCAUUUUCAGUUAAUACUGUUUAUUAAAAACAGCAACUACCACAUCUAACUUCCUAGAAAUUGAAUUUGCACACACAGGUAAUUUUUUCUUCAGAGAUGAAAGCAAAACUGAUUAUUUUCAACAUCGGAAUCAAUUGCCCCUGAGGGACAAUUCUUGCUGAGUGAAAGGUGGGAGAGAAAUUCAUGGUUUGCCAAAUAGUAAGUUUUAUUUGCUCAGAUUCUGUAUAAUCUUGUACAAACAGGCUCUAUGUGCAAAGGCAAAGUUAAGCUCCAAGGGAUCGUUCAAAACAAGACCCAGCUGAUGGCAAACUACAUCUAGCUGUGCUUGUAAACAGAUGAAGCUGUCGGGAGAUCUGAAUUCCCUUUUAUAUUUAGCUGACCAACUACGAUUUUUGAACACAAACUAAGUGCCAGGUACUACAUCUCUUUGUAGGACAUGAUUAUGUACAAAGUAAAAUGUUAUUAAUUUCAAAUCCAAAUAUACUGAAUAUUGUGAUAAUUCAGGCGGAUGCUAACCUGUAUUUGACUAUUUCACUAACCAUGCAAAAAAGACUUACCAUGCCAAUCAAUAGAUCAACAAAUUGCAAAAAACUGCUUAAGAGAAUAAAUGAUUUUCAGGACCUCUCAAGUGGUCUUGAAAGGUACAUUUAGGGUUUUUUGUUUUUUUGUUUUUUAAUCCCAGCCCUUUGGGAGGCUGAGGCAGGAGGUUUCCUUGAGGCUAGGAGUUCAAGACCAACCUGGGCAACAACGCAAGAACUCAUGCUGGGAUUAUAGGAAUGAGCCACCGUAUUUGGCCCCACAUUUAGGUUUUGAGAACAGAGACACUAGUUGAUUGAUUAAUAAUGUUGAUUGUUGUGCUAAUUAAAAAACGUUCUUCUAAAUGUAAUGUGAUAUUCCAGAUUGCAUCCUGGAACAGGAAACUGAAAUAUGGAUAAAAAUAAAAUGUCGAGUUUAGUCAGUAGUAAUGUACCAAAGUUGUCUUCUGAGUUUUGGCAAAUGUACCAUGGUAAUAUUAAGAUGCUAACAUUAAAAAAAAAAAUCUGGGUGAAAGGUGUAUGCUAACUCUCUGGGCUAGCUAUGCAAAUUUUCUGUAGCUGUAAAAUUAUUCCAAAAUUUAAAAGUUUAUUAAAAGUUCUUACACAUUCAUAAAGUGUGAUUCUCCAAGAACCCCUACCAACAACAACAGAAACUAUUUAGUGAAAGAUACCCUACUUGGCACAAUGCCAAGUGCCUUAUACAUUUGUUCACAACAACGUUAUGAAGUAGGUAUGUAUGGUUUUCUUUUUGAGAUGGUGUCUCACUCUUUGCCCAGGCUGGAGUGCAACCUCCGCCUUCCAGGUUCAAGCGAUUCUCCUGCCUCAGCCUCCUGAGUAGCUGGGAUUACAGGCAUGCGCCACCACGCCCGGCUAAUUUUUGUAUUUUUAGUAGAGAUGGGGUUUCACCAUGUUGGCCAGGCUGGUCUCAAACUCCUGACCUCAAGUGACUCGCCCGCCUCAGCCUCCCAAAGUGCUGAGAUUACAGACGUGAGCCACUGCGCCCGGCCGGUAUGGUUAUUAUCUUCAAUUUGCAGAUAAGGAAGCUAUAGCUCACAGUGAUAAAGUGCCCAAAGACACACAGAUACUAAUUCAUCAAUGGAGUUAGGAUGUGACAAGGUCUGUCUAACCCCAAAGCCUGGGCUCUCAGCAGCUCCACAGCUACACUGUCUUGCCUCUCCUAGCUUGAGUUUCGCUGUGAGAAAGAGUCAUCACUUAUGCAGAUUGGCCCUCAUCUUUUAUCUGAAUUGGUGAAACACGUGAACCCAAUUAUUUGCACUGUACCUUUAAGUAAACCGGAGCAUUAUUUUGAAAUAACAAAGUUUAGGGAGGGAAAGCAAGCCUGGCAGAGGCACCCAUUCCAUUCCCAGCUUGCUCCGUAGCUGGCGAUUGGAAGACACUCUGCGACAGUGUUCAGUCCCUGGGCAGGAAAGCCUCCUUCCAGGAUUCUUCCUCACCUGGGGCUGCUUCUUCCCCAAAAGGCAUCAUGGCCGCCCUCAGACCCCUUGUGAAGCCCAAGAUCGUCAAAAAGAGAACCAAGAAGUUCAUCCGGCACCAGUCAGACCGAUAUGUCAAAAUUAAGCGUAACUGGCGGAAACCCAGAGGCAUUGACAACAGGGUUCGUAGAAGAUUCAAGGGCCAGAUCUUGAUGCCCAACAUUGGUUAUGGAAGCAACAAAAAAACAAAGCACAUGCUGCCCAGUGGCUUCCGGAAGUUCCUGGUCCACAACGUCAAGGAGCUGGAAGUGCUGCUGAUGUGCAACAAAUCUUACUGUGCCGAGAUCGCUCACAAUGUUUCCUCCAAGAACCGCAAAGCCAUCGUAGAAAGAGCUGCCCAACUGGCCAUCAGAGUCACCAACCCCAAUGCCAGGCUGCGCAGUGAAGAAAAUGAGUAGGCAGCUCAUGUGCACGUUUUCUGUUUAAAUAAAUGUAAAAACUGCCA
Messenger RNA from Pan troglodytes (chimpanzee), 2578 nucleotides. Its product is annotated as large ribosomal subunit protein eL32. The record is from RefSeq and is a predicted model, not a curated record. Lineage: Eukaryota; Metazoa; Chordata; Mammalia; Primates; Hominidae. The transcript has a single exon. Gene Ontology annotation, molecular function: structural constituent of ribosome. Gene Ontology annotation, cellular component: cytosolic large ribosomal subunit; ribosome. Bases 2124 to 2531 code for a protein of 135 amino acids. Gene Ontology annotation, biological process: translation.